This is a messenger RNA of Acaulospora morrowiae, 1320 nucleotides long. NCBI's taxonomy places the organism in Eukaryota, Fungi, Glomeromycota, Glomeromycetes, Diversisporales, Acaulosporaceae. The record is from the annotation of a GenBank genome assembly.
AUGCUUCGCGCACACCGUCUGUCGAGCAAACUCGGUGGUAUAUUGAGCCGUAAAUAUGCCAAUGUCGCUGCCUCGCCUGUAGUGGUCACAAAGUCUAAAACAGGAGUUGCAGUUAUUUCGGUUGAAGAUAAUACCCCUGCUUCUUCUGUCGCCCUUGUGGUUAAGGCUGGUCCCCGGGCGGAGACGACCGAUAGUGCCGGAGCGGCCCACUUUCUAAAGAAUUUUGCCUUUAAGAACACUUCUGCACGAACCGCAUUUCGCACCACACGUGAGGCGGAACUGCUUGGCGGUGUCUUGUCCGCAAAUUUGACCCGGGAAUCCCUAAUCAUCUCAGCUGAGUUUCUGCGUGAAGAUCUUCCAUAUUUUAUGGAACUUUUGUCCGACAUCAUUUUCAAAACCAGCUACCAUCAACACGAAUUCUCUGAUGUAAAAAAGAAAGUUCUAUUUGAAAGAAAUGCCAUGAAGGUUUUCCCUGAUGUAGUUGCAUUAGAUACUGCUCAUUCGGUUGCAUUUCGUCAUGGGCUUGGCAACUCACUGUUUGCAAAUGAUUCCACAAAAGUCAAAAGUAGUCAAGACGUCAGCGAAUUUGCAAGCAGAGUUUACACCGCACCAAACAUUACGAUCGUGGGCACGUCCGUAGAUCACCAAGAACUAUUAAAUACGACUGAUAAACUAUUCCAAAAUAUCGAUCAUUCUGUUCCUCCCACCCCAAUAGCUUCUAAAUAUUAUGGUGGGGAAGCAAGAAUUGCUGCAGAUGGAAUUAGCCAUUAUGUUCUAGCUUUUGCUGGUGCGCCCGCGGGUACGCUCGAUUAUGCAACACUUCAGGUUUUACGUUCGCUCAUAGAUGGCGAGAAGCAUACAAAAUGGGGUGAAGGUGUAAACGCUUUAGCUCAAGUCGUGAAUAAAUUUGAAGGCACACAGGGUACCGCCUUCAAUGUGGGCUAUUCAGAUGCCGGUCUUUUUGGCGUAUACGUUUCAGGAAUAGCCACAUCCGUAUAUCAAGUUUUACGAGCGGCCGUAGAAGAGUUGAAGCAUGCCUCUGCAGGUGUACCCAAAGAGAAAUUUGAACAAGCUUUAGCCAAAGCCAGGAAUAACGUCGCCGCUUCGUAUGAGACACGUUCAUCGAAAACCGAAAUCUUUGGUAGUCAGGUUUUAUUAACAGGUAAAGUUAUCUCUCCUGCCGAGGCUGUAGCUCAAUUUGAUCGUGUCAAAAUCGAGGACGUAAAAAAUGCUGCCAUAAAAGUUCUCCAGUGCAAACCCACAGCGAUUGCAGUUGGUGAUAUAAACUCAUUGCCGUAUUCAGAUGCGCUUUCUCUCUAA